GUAACAUGUUAGACUGACUCAUACGAACACGAACGUCCUUCACGGAAAAGGAAAUUUUUUCAGAAAUAUCUUGAAAACAUGACGACUUUUAAAUAUAUGAAGAUGCUGCACCUGUCUAACUGUGUUUUGAUGCCAAUGCUGCUGAUGAUCGCUGAUGGCAUUACAGUGAAAGGUCUCUCUGAUCCUUUGGUUGUUCCUCUGGGAGGUUCAGUGGUUUUGCCUUGUUAUGUCGACAAACCCUUAACAAUGGAGGAUCUGGAGGUGGAUUGGAGAAGAUCAGACUCAGAGACUCUGGUUCAUCUGUAUCAAGAUGGUGAGAGUCGACCAGAGGUCCAGCAGCAGGAUUAUCAUGAUAGAGCUCAUUUCUUUACUGACCAGAUUCAACACGGAAACUUCUCCCUCCUGUUGAACAAUGUGACAGCUGAAGAUGAGGGAGAAUACAGAUGUACAGUUUUCAGUGGGCAGGAUUCUGGUGCAACUGAGGUCGAAAUAAAACAUGUUGAGCGUUUGAUAGUCUCGGGAUCAGAUCACUCCAUAUCUGCGUAUGCGGGUGAAGACGUCACUCUGAACUGCUCUGUGGACUCUCACAUCACACCUGAAGAGAUUGAAGAGCUUUCAUGGAAGAAAACAGAUAAAGAUGGAGAUAUUCUGGUCCUGCUCUACCAAAACAAUGAACCUUUACCCGAAUCAUCACAUGAGCAAUACAGAGACAGAGUUGAGUUCUUCACUGAUGAAAUCUCCAAAGGAAACUUCUCUCUCAGACUGAAGAGUGUCAGAACUGAAGAUAAAGGAGUUUAUAUGUGUCAAGUGUUUGCUGGAGGAGUUUCAGCCAACACAACUGUAGAACUGGAACAACUGGGUUUCUCUGCUUUACACAUAAUGGUGCUGAUUCUUUGUUUUACUGCAUCUGGAUCUGCACUUCUGCUCUGCGGUCUGAUUUACUGCACAUCACAACAUGCAAAUGCCGCUACAACGAAACCUGUGAGGGCUCUUGAGUAUUUUCAUGUGUCUCUUCCAAACAUUGCUAUGUUCUUGGCUUUUGUAUUCUGGGGUGUUACUGAAGGAUCUUUCUAUGAGAGUAUCUGCUGCUGUACUCUUUUUAUUCUGAGGCCUCUGAUGUUGAUUAGUUUUGCUCCAUAUUUAAAGGACAUAUCAGAUGCCAUUCUUCACAUUAAAUUUGCCAUUUUUGAGUUAGUUUAUUAUUCAGUUCUUUUCAGACGUUUUUGGGAAUAUCUUGUACAUUAUUCAUGGGUUGACAGAUCUCUGGCAAUAGUCACGUGUGGAUUAAGUAUGCUGCUCUUUUUCAUCUACAUCAUUUCUCGCUUGAUGAAAAGACGGGAUCUGGAUAUCGGGAUAUCUCAUGGAGAGAUGUGUGAAUGGAUAUGGGAUAAAUUAACAGAUGUCGCUGUAUUCACCUUUCAUAUAACCUCUUCAAUACAUUUCAUACUCAUGUUCUACAUAUUUGGAGUUCCCAAAAAUG
This is a messenger RNA of Xyrauchen texanus (razorback sucker), 1480 nucleotides long. Its product is annotated as junctional adhesion molecule-like. The annotation marks the transcript as partial. Lineage: Eukaryota; Metazoa; Chordata; Actinopteri; Cypriniformes; Catostomidae. The record is from RefSeq and is a predicted model, not a curated record. Gene Ontology annotation, cellular component: external side of plasma membrane. The transcript has 9 exons. Gene Ontology annotation, biological process: positive regulation of T cell proliferation; negative regulation of T cell proliferation; immune response.